Messenger RNA from Bolinopsis microptera, 1664 nucleotides. Its product is annotated as syntaxin-17-like. The coding region runs from base 127 to 1182 and encodes 351 amino acids. NCBI's taxonomy places the organism in Eukaryota, Metazoa, Ctenophora, Tentaculata, Lobata, Bolinopsidae. The transcript is spliced from 7 exons. The record is from RefSeq and is a predicted model, not a curated record.
AGGUAGUAUGAUAUGACCCAGCAAAUACAGUGUGACAGUUAAAGUAACCUUGUAACACUGAUAGCGUUACAGUAGGUGUUACACUUGGUGUUACUAGGUAACGGCUAGUUGCUAGGUUACAAUGAGAUGCCUCUGGACGAUGGUAAAGUUUCAAUAAAGAGCGUGCAACACACUCUUAACAGGUUUAAAACAUCACUUCCUCAACUGUGCACACAACUAGAACAACAUGUUGAGAUCAUCAAGUCAGCUAAACAACAAGCUAACAUUCGGGCUCUCAACAGAGAACAGAGAGCUGCCUCCAGAACUUUUAAGAACUUGAAGAACUGUCUUAAGGAGCUAGAUAAGUUGGAGAACAAAGUUUUUUACUCUGAUCUGGACAAGUUUAAAUCAACAGCCGACCCGCUCAGACAGUCAGCUUACGACGGAAUUGUCAAGUUUGUUCAGUUAGACGAUGAUCUGGAUAAGAUAGAUCAGUCGGACCUAGACACACAAUCUGUCUCCACUCUACACAUAUCACAGUUACCUAGCAAUCAGUAUGAAGAUCACAUCUCUCAAGACGUCUCCAACUUACCACACUCUUCUCAAACAGGUGAGGAACACCCUGAGUUGAUGUCUCUACAAGAAACUAAGAGUAGUGAGGAUGACCUGGAACAGUUAGAGGCUACUGCACAGAGUUGGAACCAGCUGCAACAUGAUAUCCAGGACGUUGCAGAGAUAAUGGCAAGUUUAUCUAAGUUAGUAAAGACACAAGGAGAAGAGGUGGACACGCUGGAACUAAACGUGGAGAUUGCUAAAGAACGGACUACUCUCGGACUGUUGGAGAUUAUAAAGGCUCGGAGGGCUAAGUUUGCCGGGGUUCCUGUGGCUGGGGCUGUAGUGGGUUGUGUGGUGGGUGGUCCUAUUGGCAUGCUGGUGGGUUUCAAGGUUGCUGGAGUAGUGACAGCUGCUCUGGGAACAUUUGUCGGCUACAAGUCUGCCAAAUACUUGCGGAGAAAAGUCAACGAACGGGUUGAGGAGGAGCAGGUGCCGGGAAUGCUGAUUGCCCCGACUAUAGGAGCGUAUGAGAAUGAGGAGGAAUGUGGUUACCAUGGUAACCAGGAGGAGUAUCUAACUGAUGAUAGCGGUGAAUUUCAACAGUUUGCAGAGAGUGAGAUAAGGUUCUCAGAGAAAUAUAAGAAAUAGGGAACAUCCACACAAGCUACAUUCUGAUUUUGAAGAGGAAAUUUAUUGUUAAUUGUUUUAAUUUUGUUAAAAGUUUGUUUAAAUGUAUGGGAGUGUUUUCCCGUCCUCACGCCGCACAUUAUCAUGAUUCACUCUGAGUAGGCUGAGAUUAUCAUUCAAGCACGCUCAAUCAACAACAACACUAGCCGUUACCUGGCAACUACCUAACAGCACUAGCCGUUACCUGGCAACUACCUAACAACACUAGCUGUUACCUGGCAACUACCUAACAGCACUAGCCACUCAGUCACCUUCAAGCUAACAACUAUAAUUUUAUCCCCAACAGACAUUUAUUUUCGUUUGAUACAAAUGUUUUAAUUUAAAAUUACGUAAUUUAUAUUUUUAGGGAUUUUAGCCGUUUUUCCAAUGGCUUUGUUAAUAUGUGUAGUUGUUUUAAUGUUUGUAAUUUAUGUAAUUUAUGUGUUAUGAAUUUUUGAAUUUAC